Molecule: messenger RNA, 2781 nt
Organism: Ascochyta rabiei
Lineage: Eukaryota; Fungi; Ascomycota; Dothideomycetes; Pleosporales; Didymellaceae
Exons: 6
Coding region: 1-2781 (926 amino acids)
Source: RefSeq, a predicted model, not a curated record
AUGGCUUUCAACUGGGACAAGCUUUCCAAGGCUCAACGCGAAUACCCGAAGCCCAAGUUUGCGCUGUCUUACAUUGAUAAGUUGCUGAAGAAAAAUCCAGGAAACCCAUAUCUGACCACAUGGAGAGCCGAUGUCUCUCUACAGUUGCAAUCCGAGCCCGAAGUAGUCGCCAAGUCAUUGCGGGAUGUCUGUCAGCAUAAGACAACGCUCGUGGAUGAACUGUUGCUUGAAUAUGCAUAUAGGCUCAUUGUGGAAGCAACCCUGAGAUCGAACUCCAAGCUUCAGCACAUCAGCUCUGUAGGUAAUGAGGGUGUCAAAGCAUGGCAAAACGCGGCGGCCCUCAAGACUACCAAAAAAGGCCGCAAAGAUCUGUGGGACGGUCUGUUCACGACAGCCAUGCGUCAGGGAUGCUGGGAAGACGUUCGCACCGCGAUUGUGAAAUACCGAGCAGAAGGAGCAUCGUCCGACAAGCUGACUUACUACACACAAAUAUUCGCACAGCAAAUGUCGGCUGAGCAGAAGAUCCGCGCAAGUCAAGCGACAGGUGUUGCCGACCGAAUGGCCGAAAUUCAGCUGGGUGUGGCCUUGAAGCAGAUGAAAGAUGCAUACGAACGGCCCGAGACCGACCCGAUCAGCGUGAAGGAUAUCCGGGAUUUACGGUUCAUGGCCAAGAUCUAUGCGCGACAAGGAAAAUGCGCUGAGCUCGUGGAACUCUGGAAUGCACCGCCUGCUCAUUUGCAACCUAUCAUGGAGAAACAAGCGCUCGACAUCUCGUUACUGACGGUCGAUGUACUCGCGAGCACCCAGGAACACGAACAGCUCGAGAAACACAUUUUGGCGUUGGUCGAAGAUGCUACCGUAGCCAUGAGCAAAGACGAUCUGGAGCCUCUGCGACAGCUCUGCUCAGCGAGGGUGAAUGUUUGGAUUUACCUCAUCGAUGCGUCUACGAAGUUGUACACCCCUGAAGAGUCAAGGAACAAGAUUUCGUCGAUCAAGAAUCGUGUCUUCGGUUCUGACACGCUAAAGCUCGAUCGGCCACUACUCCUUGUACGCCUGAUACUGCGUACUUAUCUCGGAGAGAGCCUGCUACAAGACUGUAAAGAAUUUUGGAAGCGCUUCUCGCGGAUACCCAGCUGUUUUACCGACCUUCGCCAUGCUGUCGAGAAGAUGAGCGACGAAGAGAGGACAGGCUUCCUUGCGCACAUCGAAGAAGACAUGACCGUCACCAAACCGAGUGCUGAGGAUCCUCAGUCCAAGCUUGAGGACUGGGCGCGUGCCGAAAUUUGCGUAUUAAAGUUCACAUACCUAGCCACCGUCUCUCUGCCGGCAUCGACCCCUCCCACAGAAGUGUUAGUAUCACUGAUCGAAAGGGCAUCGAAGGUUAGCCAGAUGUUGCCAAAAGAUCCCGAUCCGAUCAUGUUGAUAGCUUACUGCCUCACCAACAUGCACCAUCAGGGUCUGAGUUCGAGCGAUACCUCCAGCCAUUCCCCUCGCAUUCUUCUGCAAGCUGCAAUGUUAGUACGCGCCGCUGUAGAGCGAGACUUUGAGAAGGAGAACCGCCCUCUAGCUUUUCUAGCUGCUCGUCUGCACCUCAACCUCGGCUUAGGAAGGGUUGCAUUUCAACUAUGGAAGCACGUCAAGGUGAAGGAGAUGCUUGUAGACACCUUAUCGCCGUACCUCCUCUCACGCAUAGCCGAAACACAUCCAUUCGACGUCAAACAUCACCAGGGGUUCUCCGCAGACAGGGAGCUGAAGCAUGUCAUCGACACCAUUGACAGAAUGAGCAAAGUGCAAGAAGGCUUGAUCUUCAGGGACAUCAAACGCUUCCACUGGGAUUCUGCAAUGGAUCUGAUCUCUAUGAACGAGAAAUUGACUUCCUCUCUGACAAGACAUACGGCCGUCCUCGAGCGCCGUCGCAUUGCUCGUCUCAAGGGAGAGUCAGCAGGCGAUCUGCCUGACGUCGAAUAUAGGGAGACCCAAAGUCUCGCAGACAACAUCGACCGUUCUGUUUUCCCAGCAUACGAACACUCGAGCGUUCACCGACCCUACCCAAUCCUCAUGCCCGCCGACAUCCCAUCUACAGACUACGUCCUCACGCAGGGCCACGAGCGUGAAUCUGUCUGCAAGAUCCUGUACCGCGACGGUCUACCCACGAGCUGGGCUCCAAACGCAGCGCCAGAAACCACCGCAAACCAGACACCAGCCGAGCGCCUGGUCCGUGAAAACUUCUGGCAUCCCAUCUCCACCCUGCUCUACGCAGCGCUCCAUCCCGACACCAAGGUCGACGCAAGCAUCUUCACCACCCUGAUGGCGAAUCUCAAGCAGCUCCGCGAAGACCAGGAGAAGCUGAUCGCACCCUCGUCAAGUAGCAAAGACCCAGCAGACGAACCAACCAUGAUACACGAAAACAUGCUGAUCUCGAGCUACUCAGCCCUUGAAGUCCUGCGCACGCUACCCCGCCUCGCAAACGAGAUCAAAGAGCGCGUGACGCAGAGCAAGACGCCGCACCCGAUGAAAUCGCAGAUCCCCAAGGACUGGGCCAAGCAGCUAGACACCGAGGUGAAGAGCGCAUUCGACGCGGUUGGCAGGGUGGCGCAGUCUUACGUCGUGUUGUUGCAGACGAAGGGUGCAGCCGCAGUCAAGGCACAGGUGCGCUGGGGCGCUACAGGCGCGGCGUUACAGUUGCUGAUCAGCGAGGGGGACGUGGAGUACUAUGCACGCGAGUAUGUAGACAGCGCUGUCGAGGCGUGGAAGGGGGUGUUACAGGUGAAGCUGAAGUAG